Molecule: messenger RNA, 4685 nt
Organism: Bombina bombina (fire-bellied toad)
Lineage: Eukaryota; Metazoa; Chordata; Amphibia; Anura; Bombinatoridae
Gene: SLAIN2
Product: SLAIN motif family member 2
Exons: 10
Coding region: 77-1888 (603 amino acids)
Biological process (GO): positive regulation of microtubule polymerization; cytoplasmic microtubule organization; microtubule nucleation
Cellular component (GO): microtubule plus-end
Source: RefSeq, a predicted model, not a curated record
AGUGGCAGUUGGUUGGAACUAGCCGGGCCAAGUGCUCAGGCCGGGUCUGGGGAAAGAGCGAGAACUCGUGGGAGAUAUGGAGGACUUAAACUCUAACGUGAAGGCUGACCAGGAGGUACGCAAGCUGCAGGCGCUGGUGAAGAAGCUUGAGAAGCAGAAUGAGCAGCUUCGCUCACGCUCCACAAUCACCCCCGGGUCCCCUGGAACCCCAACUUUUCCCGGAGCCCCUAUACAGCAUAACCGACAGCAGCCUUCCCCGCACCCCGCCUCGCUUCUCUUUCUUGGAGCCGAGGAACGUAUGAUGAGCACGAGCCCUGUGCAGCACGAUCGGGGCGGGGGAGGUGGGGAUGUAGCCGUCUGGGAAGACCUGAUGGAAGAAAUAAACGAGGAGAGGAGGAAGGACAGUAACAGUGGCCUCUUGCUGGACAAGGUGGUGCUUCUCCGGGUGGAGGACAUGGACAGGCUGGUGGCUUUUGAGGAGGAAGAAAGCUGGUUGUAUACGUCGCCAAAGAAAAAAUUAACUCCUUCGCAAAAGUCCUUAAGUCCAUUGGUCUGGUGUCGACAGGUUUUUGACAGUCCAAGUCCUGAUCUGGAAUCUGCAAAAAAGUCAAUCAAUCAUAGGCUUGAACAGACUAUGUCAGCCAGCAAGAGACAAAGCAUGUACAGUAUCCCUUAUAAUUCCGUCAGCUACUCUAGUCCCUAUAGUCCAAACCUAAGUGGAAGCCCAUACAGCAGUGGAUUAAAUUCUCCCUCCUCUACCCAUGCGAGACCUCCAGUAGUGAGGCAGCUUGUACUGCCUAGCAACGCAGGACACUAUAAAAGCAAUGCAGAUAGAAACCCACCUCCAGUUAGCCCUCAGUCCUCCAUAGACAGUGAGCUGAGCACUUCAGAAAUGGAUGAAGACUCUGUGGGAUCAAAUUACAAGCUAAAUGAUGUCACUGAUGUCCAGAUUUUAGCUCGUAUGCAAGAAGAAAGUCUUCGACAGGAGUAUGCAGCAUCUGCUUCACGACGUAGCUCAGGCUCAUCCUGCAAUUCCAUGAGGCGUGGGACAUAUAGUGAUCAGGAACUUGAUUCUCAUAGCUUAGAAGAUGAAGAGGAAGCAGUUCCUCAUACAAUGCACUUGUCUGUGAACAGGUUUUCCCCCUCUCCACGCCACUCGCCAAGACCUUCCCCUAGACAUUCACCACGAAACUCCCCACGAUCAAGAUCUCCAGCCCGAAGUCUGGAUUACAGAGGAUCUUCUCCCCAGCCUAUGAUCAGUCGUUUGCAACAACCUCGCCUUUCACUUCAGGGUCACACAACAGAUCUGCAGACAAACGUGGUGAAAAAUGAAGAGAAACUGCGACGUAGUCUUCCAAAUCUCACCAGGGCAACUGGUAUUCAAACAGCAGAGGCUGUGAAAAACAGCAGAAGUUGUGAUUCAAACUUACAGAUGCCAAAUGGAUCAGCAUCUCGUGCACCUGUUACUUCCACCGCAUCAAAAAAGCAAAUAAGUUUACCACGUACCUCCCAGAAAGCAAAACGGGUUGUACCACCUUCAGUCCCUAAACAAGUACCUUCUCCAUGUAAGAUCCGCCCUCCUGCAGCACCAUCUCCGUUAGCAUUGCGUCAGCCGAUGAAAGCUUUAACAAAUCAUGCCCCACAGACUGUCCAGGAAGCAAAUGCGAUUACAGCCGGACCUCCUGCAAGUCAGCCACCUGGCUCUGCCAGCCCUAUAAACAAAUCUGGGUCAGGAUCGAGAAGUGGUUUACCUAGACCUAGUACACCUUCUGGUGGAAGUAUACCAGUGCCUCGCAGUAAACUUGCACAGCCUGUACGUAGAUCGUUGCCAGCCCCAAAAACCUAUGGUAAUAUGAAAGAUGACAGCUGGAAAGAAGGUUGUUACUGAACUGCAAAAUCCAUGCAGUGCAACUUGAUGGACACCACAUCUUCCCCUCAGAGGAUGUCAGAAGAAUCUACUCAUAUGGAACUAUAGGGGAUUUUGCAAACGGAUCCCAUAGUACUCUGUCCAAAUCUAGCACAAGUGGCAGAGGCUACAAAACAGGAGCACUUUAUUGACACCACCAGAAAUUCUAUCAUCAUGCCAUUAAUUUCAAGGAAUCGCAAUCCUCUAUUUUUUUAUAUUUUUCUUUUCUAAUAAUAAUUUAUUUUACUUGUUGGGUCGUGAAAGCCACUGCAGCAUGGUUUAACCUAUUUGAUAAGGAGGGAAUAGGAAAAUGCAUUACUGUACAAAUUUGUUGUGAAAUGCCUAGUAUAAGGGAAACUAUUUUGUCUCCAAUAUAGACUCUACAUAACCUUAUAUAUAUUUUAUAAAGAUUUCUGUGAAAUAUGCAAUCAAUUAGUGCUACUGGAAACUGUAGCCAAAAAAACAUAUCUUAAUGGCGUUCUGGUCACACACCUUGAUGGGUCUGUAAAUAGCAAAGGAAACGUUUGGAGAAAUCUGAAAAUGUAAAACAUGCUUGUGAGGAAAAUAUUUAAUAUAUGAAAUUUACUAGAGCCUCAAUUGGAAACAUGGCAGUGUCCCUUUAAUGCCAAAGAAAAAGCUCUCUGUAUAUUUAUUUUUAAGGUGUUCAACACAAUUUUGCAGUGAUCUGCAAUUUUUUAAACUGAUUUUUAGAGAAGCUCACUUUUAUGGGUUCCUUUUUUAAUUUAAAUAUGACAUCUAAAUUCUGUAUGAAUUUAGAUUCACGAUAAUCAGCUUUUUCAAUAACACGUAUAUGCCCCUAUACUCUGCUGCGGUGGACAAGAUACUACUUUAUAUCUCAGUACUUUAGGGCUUUUAUCUCAUAGUACAGUAUCAUUGACAUAAAACUCAAAAUUGAAAUGCACAUGAAAUCACUUCUAGUAAAAGUUGUGACUGUUCUGAUUAUAGCUUUUACUUCACAAGUAUCAUAUAUAUAUAUAUAUAUAUAUAUAUAUAUAUAUACCUUGUGCACCCCACCUGCCCAGAGAGCAGAAUUAGUUUGUGCACUUUGAUGAAAAUUGAGUCAUUGCUCAACAUAUGCUGUGUGCGCAGGUCUAGUUUGUAUGAGGGUGAAGCAUAUUUGCAUAUGCUACACAUACAGUAAAAUCUUACACUAUUACUAAAAGCAUUUUUGUUAAUAUAAAUCUAUUACACAAGUGCUUCUGUUCUAAAUGGACAUGCAUAAUGGAUAUAUCAAUUUGGCGUUUUGUGUUUCUUUAAUGUUAGUUACAAACCGUUUAGCACUAUACCCAUUUUUUUAUUUGGAAUUGAGUUGGUUUAAUUUCAAUGCAUUAAGUUAAUUUUUCUACUUUCUAUUUAAUUCUACAUUCUUUCAAAGUUUAUCUGUUUGAUCUAAGUACUGUUCUUGUGUUUGCCAAAGGGCUUGUACAAUCUUUUAAGAAAAGAAAAAAAGCAGCUCCUGGUUGGGGAAGUCGUGUAAUCAAGCGCUAUGUGCAGUGGGAGAUUGGCGCAUCUGAGGAGCUGAAUUACUGCCUAAGCAGUGUGUUGUGCUCAAGGGCAGGAAUUAAGCUGCAGUGGAAGACCCAUCCAUCAGCACAAAUCUAUGCACAUGUAUAAUAGGUAUGGAUGGGAUUUUACUUGCAUUGCCAUGAAACCUUUAUUAACCUCCUAAUUGGUAAGAAUGAGUGAUCGUUUGUGCCUAUAACAGUUAUGUGGAUUAGGUGAAAUCUUCUGCAGAGGGGUUUGUAUCAUUCUGUUCAUUAACAAUUAAUUUUAUUUACAUUCAAAAUGUUACGUUAGCUUUGUAAUUUAAAUUGUAAAUAAUGCUUUCCUCUUGUUCGCCUUUCAGUAUUGGAAUUAUGUACUUUGCCUUACAUAUCCCGUAUAUUGCAUUAUAUAUGCCAGCUUUUAUAUUGUGCUACACCUGUUUACAUACUUAAAGGUUAUUGCACAUUUAAAAUCCCUUUUAUUUAUUUAUUUUGUAAUCUGUACACCAGUCUAUGCAGGCUUAACACACAAUAAGUUAAAAAAAAUAAAAAUUUUUAUAUAUAUAUAUAUAUAUAUAUAUAUAUAUUUUGAAUUUCACUAUAUCAUGCAUCUACCCAGACACAGGCUUUUGUGUAAUAUAGCCCCCCCCCAAUAUGAUUUUAUGUUAACACAUUUUGUACAUUCAGUCAUUUUAGGUAAUUUGAUGCACAUUUAAAGUACUAAGCACUGAGUACGUUUAUUAUUUUGCAGAAGAAAUAGAAAACUGCUUCUGCUCAGGAAUUCCACUGAAGGGCUAUUUAUAUUGCUGAAUAAUAUUACACAGCAUUUCAGGGGGCCAAAUAAUCUUUAAAAUCUGUAUAUACUUAAUGCUCAAACACCAUGUUUAAAAAUGUCUGUACUAAGUUUGUUUUGAUUAGGCCACUGUAUGCCCUAGAAAUGAGCUAGCGUCACCAGAGGCCUCCGUUUCCUUCGGUAGGACAAAUAGUAAAUAUGAAAACUAAGCACUGUAUAAGCAGAAACAAUAGCUAUGUUGCAUAAUUAUUUUCCUUUUAGUUGAAAGAUGUUUUGGCUUUGGAAUGCCUUAGCUACAGCCUGGGGCUAUCACUUUAAAGAUGUGUAAAGACCUGUAAAGAAGGAAAAGCUAGUUCUUGAUGCAAAUGAAUAUUCAUAUGACCCAUAUAUGCUCAUCUGUCCAGUGUAUAAAAUGUUUUCUUUCAUGUAAUUAGCAAGAGUCCAUGAGCUAGUGACGUAUGGGAUAUACAUUCCUACCAGG